Messenger RNA from Striga asiatica, 777 nucleotides. NCBI's taxonomy places the organism in Eukaryota, Viridiplantae, Streptophyta, Magnoliopsida, Lamiales, Orobanchaceae. The record is from the annotation of a GenBank genome assembly.
AUGGAGGCGAUGGGCAAGGAUAAUUCUCAGUCGGUCGGCUUUGUUUUAUCGACAUCCUGGAGCAUGUCUGAAAUAAAUUCUUGGCUUCUGGAGAAGGCCCCCGAGCUAAAGUCGUGUUAUUUUGUUGCUUUCAUAUGCAACAGCGGAAGUGAAAUCUACUACCCGUCUGCAAGUCCUGAUUCCGAGUCACAGUAUGUGGUCGAUUCGGAUUAUUAUUCACACAUCGACUAUCGUUGGGGUGGGGAAAGCUUGAGGAAUACCUUGGUAAGGUGGGCCACGUCUAUCAAUGAUAAAACAAAUGAUGGAGCUGUCAUCAGUGAAGUCGACUCGGAAUCUUCCCACUGCUACGAAUUCAGGCUUCGUGACCCUGACCCUGCAGUGGUUCCUGGUUUCCAGGAGCUGAGGAGACUGAUGAGAAUACAGGCACUACGGUGCCAUGCGGUGUACUGUAGCAAUGGUGAGAGGAUAAAUGUGAUUCCGGUGCUGGCUUCGCGCGCCCAAGCAAUAAGGUAUCUGUACGUGAGGUGGGGAAUGGAAUUGUCCAACGUGGUGGUUUUUCUGGGAGAGUCGGGGGACUCUGACUAUGAGGGCUUGGUCGGUGGGCUCCACAAAACGGUGACUGUAAAGGGAAGCGGGUCUCGUGCAGCGGCCAAUCAGAUACACGCCAACAGGAGUUACUCUCUGGAAGAUGUGGUGCCUAAUGACGACCCAAAGAGUGCCGAAUGCUAUGUGGAUGGCAUCAGGGACACACUCCACAAACUGGGUCGUCUUAAUUAA